AUGUUCUUGGAGCCGGCUCCCCAAGCUCCGACCGAGGAUCUUCCGCUGCCCGAGGGGUUCAAGCCCCUGGUGGGGUUCAAGCUGUGCCCUCCAGGUGGUGUCUACCUUCAGCUCUUCUUCUGGCUACUGGACAACGUGACAGACGUCAUCCAAAUUGUCACGUUCGUCUUGCACAAGGACUUCGGGUUCGCCUUCUUCGUUGGCUUCUUUGUGGCCAUGGGCCUGGUCUACGCCCUGUUCGUCAUGGUUCAACUUGAAUCCGACUCAAUUGCGAACAGGGGUGGGCCGAUCGCUGGCUCAGUCUUGCUGGCACCUUUCAGGGCUGCCGUGGAGAGCGCGGAAGCCGGCGUGGCAACCAUGACUUGGGGGUGGAUACUUCGGGCCGAGCAGCAGAUCGAGGCUUUCCUGGUUCGAGCAAAAGGAGCGCAGAUGCGCAGGAGGAGCUUGAUGAUGAUCGUGUCCUUCGACUCGGAGUACAACCUGAACAAACCAGUGACGACCAUCAGAAGCCCGAGGUUCUUGUUGCUUCGCAUGAGGAAGGGGCAAGACAAGCAAGGCGCAGUAGACCAAGUACAGCCUGUGAGAUCUCCUUUGACGACAGUGUUCCCAAACAUGUGCAGUCUGCCCUCGCAAGGUUACAUCAAAAUCUCGGACAUCCUGCUGUACAUGAUCUGGCAAGGCAUCUCAGAUUUGCCGGAGCUGAUGCCGGGUCGUGAAGGCUUGCAAAAGUCUCCGUUGUGA
This is a messenger RNA of Symbiodinium natans, 741 nucleotides long. Lineage: Eukaryota; Dinophyceae; Suessiales; Symbiodiniaceae. The record is from the annotation of a GenBank genome assembly.